AUGGGGCCUUGCGCCACCUUCACCGCCCUGCUGGCGCUCGGUCUACUCCUGAACUACCUGGUGCAUUUUUCUAGGGUGCAAGUCCUGACUGCAGAUGACGCUUCCGUCGAAAUGUCGCAGAGACAUCGGAAUGAAGAUAUGCCGGAGCCGAUUCGAGGCAUUCUCUGGAUGAGAGGCAACACGUGCCCAGAGCUCCUGGUUGCAAUGGAAGCCGGAGCCUACGACAACGCAAGUCGAACGAUUCUUUUGACGUUCGGCGCUGCAUAUAGCUGGACUUAUAAUUCGGACAUUCUAGGUUGGCUCGAGUACGCAGGAGUGACGAUGAACCUUGCCUUUUUAAGCCCAGGAAAGCUCAGGAUAAAGUUCGACGAAGACACUAGCAGGCUUGCAACAGUGCAGGUUACUAUCGGUGGCAUCAGCCUAGCGGAUGCAAUUGGACUCUGGGCCAUGAACCGAACAGAUGAUGUAGGAGAUUUUUGGGAACGAUUAAUGUUGGCUGAAGCCGACUGGCAGUUCGUAUAUGACAUCAAGAAGGUCCUUGAUGCUAAUGGAACGAAGCUGCCAUCAUGGUCACAGAUGGUGGACUCUGCGACGUCUGGAGCUGUGGUACAUGGGAAAAUGUGCGACCAGGUUUUCCGUCGCACGGCAACGGUUAAGACAUAUGCACAGCUGCUGCACGGAGAGUUCUCGAUGCUUCAGGUCCUUUUGUCCUGCCUCUUCGGUGCUCUUUGGCUGACCUUGGCUAUGUGCUGCGUCAGACGGAUCGACGCCAAGGCUCCAUCGCCAGAGUUCGAGCCACUUGCUGGGCAUCCUGAAGCUUGA
This is a messenger RNA of Symbiodinium natans, 822 nucleotides long. The record is from the annotation of a GenBank genome assembly. Lineage: Eukaryota; Dinophyceae; Suessiales; Symbiodiniaceae.